Molecule: messenger RNA, 363 nt
Organism: Maudiozyma barnettii
Lineage: Eukaryota; Fungi; Ascomycota; Saccharomycetes; Saccharomycetales; Saccharomycetaceae
Gene: RPL22A
Product: 60S ribosomal protein eL22
Exons: 2
Coding region: 1-363 (120 amino acids)
Biological process (GO): cytoplasmic translation
Cellular component (GO): ribosome
Molecular function (GO): structural constituent of ribosome; RNA binding
Source: RefSeq, a predicted model, not a curated record
AUGGCUCCAAACACUACCAGAAAGCAAAAGAUUGUCAAGACCUUCACUGUCGACGUUUCCUCUCCAACCGAAAACGGUGUCUUCGACCCAGCUUCCUACGCCAAGUACUUGAUCGACCACAUCAAGGUCGAACAUGCUACCGGUAACCUAGGUAACGCCAUCACUGUCGAAGAAGAUGGUUCCGUCGUCACCAUUGUUUCUACUACCAAGUUCUCUGGUAAGUACCUAAAGUACCUAACCAAGAAGUACUUGAAGAAGAACCAAUUGAGAGACUGGAUCAGAUUCGUCUCUACCAAGACUAACCAAUACAAGUUGGCCUUCUACCAAGUCACUCCAGAAGACGAAGAAGAAGACGAAGAAUAA